AUGGGCAGUGGAGCCAGUUCUGAGAGCAAGGAAUCAGCCAAGAGAUCCAGAGAACUGGAGAAGAAACUCCAGGCAGAUGCAGAGAGGGAAGCAAGGACAGUCAAACUACUACUGCUGGGUGCUGGAGAGUCAGGAAAGAGCACUAUUGUAAAACAAAUGAAGAUUAUCCAUAAAGAUGGUUUCACAUACCAGGAACGCAUGGAGCUCAGACCUGUCAUUUACAGUAACACAGUGCAAUCUAUCCUGUCUAUUGUGAAAGCAAUGACAAAGCUAGGAAUCAGUUAUGAAAACCCAGCUAGAAUUGAAGACGAAAAGAAACUGUGUGCCAUGGCAACAGCUCUCGAGGAUGUUGACAUGUCUUCUGAAUUGGCUGAAAUCAUCAAACAUCUGUGGAGAGACGGUGGGACCCAGGCCUGCUUUGCCAGGGCAGCAGAGUACCAGCUGAAUGACUCGGCAGCCUAUUACCUCAAUGAUUUGGAUAGGUUAGCAAUGGCAGACUACGUGCCUAGUGAGCAAGAUGUUUUGCACUCCCGAGUGAAAACAACUGGGAUUAUAGAGACUCAGUUUUCUUUCAAGGAUUUGAACUUCAGGAUGUUUGAUGUGGGUGGACAACGAUCAGAGAGAAAGAAGUGGAUUCACUGCUUUGAGGGAGUUACUUGCAUCAUAUUCUGUGCUGCACUCAGUGCCUAUGACAUGGUUCUGGUGGAAGAUAAAGAAGUGAAUAGAAUGCAUGAAAGCCUUCAGCUGUUCAACAGCAUCUGCAACCACAAGUGUUUUGCAGCUACUUCCAUUGUGCUAUUUCUAAACAAAAAAGACCUCUUCAAAGAGAAAAUAGCAAAAGUUCAUCUGAAUAUCUGCUUUCCUGAGUACAAUGGCCUAAAUACAUUUGAAGAUGCUGGAAAUUACAUCAAGAAACAAUUCCUAGACUUAAACAUUAGGAAAGAAGAUAAGGAGAUAUAUUGUCACUUGACGUGUGCAACAGACACCCAGAAUGUCAAAUUCGUAUUUGAUGCAGUCACAGACAUAAUAAUCAAAGAAAAUCUGAAAGACUGUGGGCUUUUCUAG
Calypte anna (Anna's hummingbird) is the source of this 1065-nucleotide messenger RNA. RefSeq names its product guanine nucleotide-binding protein G(t) subunit alpha-3. Gene Ontology annotation, molecular function: GTP binding; G-protein beta/gamma-subunit complex binding; G protein-coupled receptor binding. NCBI's taxonomy places the organism in Eukaryota, Metazoa, Chordata, Aves, Apodiformes, Trochilidae. The transcript is spliced from 8 exons. Gene Ontology annotation, cellular component: photoreceptor outer segment; heterotrimeric G-protein complex; photoreceptor inner segment. The record is from RefSeq and is a predicted model, not a curated record. Bases 1 to 1065 code for a protein of 354 amino acids. Gene Ontology annotation, biological process: sensory perception of sweet taste; detection of chemical stimulus involved in sensory perception of bitter taste; adenylate cyclase-modulating G protein-coupled receptor signaling pathway.